AUGGCUAAGAGAAAAGCUUCUUUGCGACAUUCUAAACGGUUCUCCGGAAAUAGAUCUUCCUCUCUGUAUAACUCUGCAGUUCUCGAUUCGAAUUCAACUAUUUUAGGUGAAGAAUCAAGAUUUUGGUGGAAUGAUUUGGAAGAGAAUACGUCUUUGCGAUAUGCUUUAAUACGUAAUAAUGGAAAUGAAACAACUCAACAAUUGAGUCAGAAUUCAGAAACCAAACCUGAUCAAAAUACAUUACAGUGGUACAAAUAUUUAUCAUCGGACAGUGAACAUAAUGCUUCAAACUCAAAAGAAAACUUUAACAGAGAGGAUAGUCCAAAUUUGAGUAUAAGAUUAAAGCCAAAUAUUUUUAAGAAAAAAAGAGGUAAUAAAGUGGAAGAUCGGAAUAUCUUUCAAGAUGUACUGGCAAAAAAUAGCAUUUUAGACAGCAGUAUAAGGAAAAAAUCGUUUGGACUUGAUAAGGAAUUCUUGCAGAAUUCAACUUCUCAGAAUAUUGAUACAAACAAGGAUCAUAUUAAUGAUCAAAGGAAAGGAUCUAUAAAAUUAUCACAAGCGUUAUCACUGGAUAAUGAAAUUGAUUCUUCGGAUGUAUCAACUUUGAAAAAUCAGAAUGCAACAUUUGAAAAUAAUAUUAUGUCUGAUAUUGAUGAGACAGAGCACGGUAAUGAUAAAAGUAAAAGAUUAGGUAAACGUAUGAAAUCCUAUUUUUCGCGACGCGCACGAAGAAGCACAGGAAGAAAUACUUUUGAAAUUGCUCUGGCUGAUGACAAAGAUAUAUCAGCAUUGAAUGCAUCUAAGAAGCAAUUGUUAAAUAUUUCAAAGGAAAAAAACAAAGACAAUAUUGAAGAAGGUACGAGCAGUUCAUCUUUAAAUAAUAAUGAAAUUCGCAAGUCCGUGAAAUUUUCAAAGUCAAAAAUUAAAUAUUCGAGAUCACAUAAUAAGAGCUUAAAUGAAAAUUCACAAAAGGAGCCAUUUGAACAGAACAAUACAAACGGAGAACAGACUUUAAGCAUAUUCACUGAACGAUUAUCCAAUUUAAGUUCUGGUAAGGAAACUCGUUUAACGCGCAAUAGUUCUAAAACGCGAUUUGAAACACCGACGCCUACGAAGAAAAGAGCACGUAAAGUUACGAAUGAUGAUUUGGAACACAACAUCAAUGAAGAACAAAAUUCAGACACAUUGGUCAAACGAUUACCCAACUCAAGUUCUGGUAAGGAAACUCGUUUAACGCGCAAUACUUCUAGAAUUCGAUCUGAAACACCGACGCCUACGAAGAAAGGAGCACGUAAAGUUACGAAUGAUGAUUUGGAACACAACAUCAAUGAAGAACAAAAUUCAGACACAUUGGUCAAACGAUUACCCAACUCAAGUUCUGGUAAGAAAACUCGUUUAACGCGCAAUACUUCUAGAAUUCGAUCUGAAACAUCGACGCCUACGAAGAAAAGAGCACGUGAAAUUACAAAUGAUAAUUCGGACUAUGACAUGAAUAAAGAGCAGGAUUCAAGCACAUUGGACAAAGAAUUAUCCAAAUCAAGUUCUGGUAAGGAAGCUCGUUUAACACAUAAUAGUUCCCGAAGUCGAUACAAAACACCAAACUUUACAAGUGGGGCAAAAUUGUCUACACAGUCUGCAAAUAAGAACGUCCAUAUUGAAGAUGUCGAUGUCGAUAGCGUAAGUACGAUUUCUGAAAUAAAUGUAGAUGAUUCCUUACCAAUAACAAGUUCUACAAGAAUUUCUUCCGCUCAAAUUAAUGAGGGUGUAAAAGCCCACAAAAAUGCUAUUUUAUUCUUUAAUACGGCUGAUGAAGAAGAUGUUUUCGCGACGCAAAUGGUUCAACGAAAAUAUUCUUCGCCAGGUAACAGAACGAGCAACAAGACAAUAAAUCAGCAAACAUUGUCGACCGUGGUAAAUCUAAAUAGCAUUAAAGAGAAUAAAGAAACUUCACAUAGGCAAAAGAGCUUGAAUAGGUCAUCUCAAAAUGACAGCACGCCGAUUAAAGCAUUAAGUAAAAAUAUUUCUAUUCGUAAUAAAUUAAAUUCACCCAAAAAAUUGAAAACGAUAAAUGAUUUUUUCAAAGUGAAACAAUCUUCUACAACAGUGGCUGAACCGUCUACAUCAAGUAAUAAGAACUUGGCGCCCUCACAAGCUUUCAUUGAGAAAAUAGAGAAGAUUAAAAUGGAGCUGGAGACAAAAAAGCGAAUGAAGAGCCACGAAAUGGCUGCAACUGAUAAGAAAAAAUGUGAGUUGAAAGUGAGAAAUGCGAAUCCCGUCAGUAUCGUGGUAAAACAACGUGCUAAGGAUAAAGUGCCUGCAAAGUCGACAAAGAAAGUGGACAAGGCGUUUCUAGUAAACGGAAAGGUCUACAAAGUACCGAGGCUUCCUCGCCCCAAGUAUUGGGUCACAGAUCACCUUUAUAAGUUCUUGUGGAAACGCAUGGAGAAAAAGUAUAAAUUUGCAACAAGAAUAAAAUCUGAGAAAUUCGUGCAAGAGUUAAGCAAGAUAGUCUCUUUUAUCUGCAAUAGUAAGAAGUACGACAGCUAUAAGAUGGAAUUAAAAGCACUGAUGAAAGAAAUGGCUCGACUGAAUAUUAUUAAGACUCGUAACGACUUUUAUAAUUUUUGUUGGGAUUUUAUGCCAUAUGAAUUUCGUGUUAAAGCUGUCCCUAUGUUAUUACCUGGCAACAAAAGGACCAUUCCUUACGAUCCAGAAAUGUUACAUACACCAUUACUCAGUGAUGAUCAUUACGAUGAUUAAAAUCGUAAUACGAAAGGAUAGUUACAAUGAUAGUCGUCUAAAAAUUACACCAAAUCAAUUAAAGACUUUGUUAGAUUGUGCUUUUGCAAUCACUUUGUGAUACCGCGUUUGUGAUAUAUCUAUAUCUAAGUCAUAUCUAAUUAAUAAUAUACUUUAUAAUAUUGAUAUACAAAUAAUAUAUUUUCGAUAAAUGUAAGAUGUGGAAGUAUUGUCUGCAAUCUCUAUAACGUGAAGCUCCACGUGCAAAUAAUCGUAUAAUAUUGUUACAUGUGAUUUUUUCAGAUAAAGUUAUGUAUUUCUUAUAUUUUUUUAAAUAACAUUCUGCUCUUUAUAUAUUUCGGUCUGAUAAAACGCAUUAAGUAUUAAUAAACGCCGCGUGUGAAUAAACGGCCCGAAAAUUAUUUACACGUAGCGCGAACGGCCAAUAUUUGCACUUUCGCUCUCUUUCUGUCAGCGUCCUAUUUGGCACGCGUCCCACGAGCGCGUGUGACGUCCGAAACGCAGUAUUCCCACGCCUUUGAUACCCAAACUUCUAUAUGUAUCAGCCACUUUAAGCGAUCUGUAUUACAUGUUUAUUUACUUAUUCCUGUAAGGUGCGCAUAUAUAUAUAUACGCUCGUAGCGCGGCGUUAUAUAUAGAUCUAUUGUGAUCUCUACAGCUAUAAAUAUCUUCCUAAUCGUU
Linepithema humile (Argentine ant) is the source of this 3441-nucleotide messenger RNA. Lineage: Eukaryota; Metazoa; Arthropoda; Insecta; Hymenoptera; Formicidae. The record is from RefSeq and is a predicted model, not a curated record.